UCAGUUCCGUCACACACGAACAGUUCCUGAGGCCUUUAAACGAGGGGCAAAAGCGGGUUUUCAUGACGAAAUGGACGGUUCCCGGCCGGUCUUUUCUGACGGCGUCAGUCCGCGGUUCUUCUUAUUCCUCUAGUCGCUAACCGGCCGGUCUUCUCAUUGUCGUCGAUGGGGGAGAGGAGAAGAAUGUGCGGCUUGAAGUCUCGACGAACACCAACCCGCCCUCUUCCUUCAAAUCUCCUCACGCCUGCUCGCUUCGGGUUCUGAAGCCGGACGUGUCGUUCCCCGCGUUCCAUGUCCCCAGCGUCGCUUUUCUUCUGUUGCCGGGUUCGGUAUGCCGCAUGAACCGGAGUCGCCGCCGCUGGAACACGAACGAGAGGGAGAGUCGCAGAAGCCACAGCUGCCGCGGCAACAGAGCCUGCUGUCACCGCCUCACAAGGUCGCCCGCCUCUCAUCGGAUGAAGCAGCGAUGGUGACCAUGGCGGCGCCUUCGCCAUUGAUGCUGGGUUUGGGGCUCGGGCUUGGAACAGGACCGGGAGCUUCCAAACCGGUCAUCACCUUCAUGCAGCUGCAGGAGCUGGAGCACCAGGCCCUCAUCUACAAGUACAUGGCUGCCGGCCUCCCCGUCCCCGUCCACCUCGUCCUGCCUAUCUGGAAGAGCGUCGCCGCUUCCUCCUUCGGCGCCUACCACUACCCAUCCUUGAUGGGCUACGGGAGCUUGUGCUUGGAUUAUCGCAACAGCAUGGAGCCGGAGCCCGGGCGGUGCCGGAGGACCGACGGCAAGAAGUGGCGGUGCUCCAGAGACGUCGUCCCCGACCAGAAGUACUGCGAGCGCCACAUGCACCGCGGCCGCAACCGUUCAAGAAAGCCCGUGGAAGCAGCCGCGACCUCCGCCGCCGCCGCUUCGACGCCACCCAGUUGUCCAUCUCGAUCCCGGCUGGUGGGCGGUUUCUGCCGCCCACCAACGCCGCCAGCGGCAGCAGCGGAACCGUGACGCUUGUCCGCGGACACCUUUUCUUUUUUCCUUUCUGCGAUCUUUAGUGUAUUGUGUAGUCUCAGUGAGAUUUGGCUGUCGGAGAAGAGAGAGACCUAAGGAGGGUUGACAUAGGAAGGCAGGGCCCACGAGCUUUGCUCCGCCGAAAGCUCCCACGAGAGAUGCGGUUCAGGUUCAGCCAUUCCUUUGCUUCUGAGGUGGUCGAACGUGGCAGAGACAGUGGAGUGAGUGGUAGAACUGCCUCUGUGUCCUCAUGGCCACAACGGUCAGUGAGAGACAGGUCAGUGUUUUGGUCUGCCAUGGUAAAUCGAUUCCCAGCUCUGACGCACGUCCAGUGCAGCCUUUGCUUUGUAUUUGAA
Messenger RNA from Musa acuminata subsp. malaccensis (wild Malaysian banana), 1350 nucleotides. NCBI's taxonomy places the organism in Eukaryota, Viridiplantae, Streptophyta, Magnoliopsida, Zingiberales, Musaceae. The record is from RefSeq and is a predicted model, not a curated record.